Molecule: messenger RNA, 10646 nt
Organism: Pectinophora gossypiella (pink bollworm)
Lineage: Eukaryota; Metazoa; Arthropoda; Insecta; Lepidoptera; Gelechiidae
Gene: upSET
Exons: 12
Coding region: 221-6958 (2245 amino acids)
Molecular function (GO): protein binding
Source: RefSeq, a predicted model, not a curated record
UGCAAUGGCCGCCAUCUUCGAGUCUUGUGAAUGUUUUGGUCGUAGUUUCGGACUUUGAGGCCUAUUUCAUAUGUGCUAUGCAAUUAUUUAAUAGAAAUCGUUUCGCUACGUCCCAGGUGUUGUUAAUUUGAUUGUGAACAGUCACAUGAAAUAAGUUUGGAGGCCCAGGGCACUCCAAGGCGUCAUCUCGGGCUUGACCCAAGAUGAUAAUAUUUACAGCAUGUCAGCCACAUCAGAAUACGAACCAGCGGCCCGGCAAGAUUACGGGCCGGCCACCUCCAGUGAAAAUAUUUAUGAACAUGUAUUGGAUCAUAAAUUAACAGAGACUACUAUGAGUGUACCAAGUGUACGAACCCCUGUGCUUAGGGCGACGCCUCUCUCCCCUACCGAGGGGGAUCCUGAACCUGAUUCCACAAAUCCUGAAAGCAUUAUCCAAUCUAUUCAUAACAAAGCAGAUAAAGCAGUAGAAUAUCAUAUUAGUGAUAAGAAGUGUGACACCGUGAUCCCUAUAGACUCUCUUUCUGGAAUGGUGCAUAUUGAGGAGGCUACUAUGGACAAUGUGGCUCGAAUAGCCUAUCCCAUUGUGCAAGAAGCUGAUGAUUCAAGUGAUGGCAACUAUGUAGAAAAUGCUACAACUCUUAUCCAAGCACCAUUGAACACUACAAUUGUUCAGAAUGUCACUAAGCUGCCACAAAAUUUCACAAUUAAUGUUGAUGCUGCUGUUGGCAACAUCACUACAAUACAAAACUUAUCCCAAGAUGUGUCAGGCGGCCAGACUCUCUGGCUGCCUACCAUUCUCGCAACCAGUGCUACAACUACAGAUAACAAAAUUGAAGAUGACAGAACACCAGCAGGCGUAUCACAGAUCAUAAUUACCAGCGAAAGUUACGUGAGUGACGCAAAUCCACUGGGUAGAAGAGCAAACCUCGUAACAGAGACAAAUUACGUCAAUCGACCGAAGACUUCUAAAGUGCAGAUUUUAAGUAACAUACCUCUCCCUAAGAACGCUAAUUAUGCACAGCCAUACCUGACCAAUGCUAAAGAGCUACCCUCACCAGUGUAUGGCACACAGAAUCAUGUUUACAAAUUAAGCACAAAUGUAGUUCCACAGAAGCACAUGAACAGCUCUGUGUUAUGCACGAAGCCACCGAAAAGCCAGUCGCUGAUCGGAUGCUCAAAUAUUUCGCCAACAGUGGUUAACAACAGUCCAAUAAAGAACGUAUCAUACAGUAAUACAUUUACGAAAACCACAAAUUUAAAUAAGACGCUAAGUAAAGUAAAUAACGGUGCUAAUCUGAACGCAAUGGUCGCGGCGUCGUCAGGUAACACGCAAUGCCAUAUACUGUCCCGCGUCGUGUCUGGACCUAACAAGAUGUCAGUACACUCGGGGAGAAAAUCUGUCAAUGCAUUUAAAAGCUCGAAAAGUUCGAACCAAGUGUCCAGUCAGAAGAAUCAGUCGAGAGCCAUUAAAAUAAUUCAACAGACUGGGUCGGCGCACAAAUCCGAAGGGAAAUCUUGGCCUGUCGCCGGUGUCGCUACAUACAAAAGUCAACAGCCAAUUUACGGUGUUGUGGACUCGAACACUUCGAAAAUCAUACAAAAAGUGGGCAGUCCUCCGCAUAAGCCGCAGCAAACUAUGCCUAUUUCAAAGUUUCCCGCCAAAGGCGAGCGACUGGUGCUACAGUCGCCGUGUGGGCCUGUAUUAAUUUCCACCGCUCCUAUAUCCACUAGUUUGCCGAAAGGGCCGCAUUACGUGCAGUCGGGAUCGACUCCUAACUUAAGAUAUGUCCAAACAUAUGGAACCACAGAGCAGCUUAGUUCAACAUCACAAGUAUCAGCUAAUCAGCAACUAACUGCACAGAUCUUGCAGUCUUUAUCACAACCUAAGUUGAUGUUCCAGGCGAGCCCAAAUACUAUCAAUCACACAUUACCACCUCAGCAACCCACAAUCAUUGAGGAGUUGGAAGUCAAACCCGUCAAUCAGAAAAGGAUAGUUUUUGGCGAUAAAACGACCCUGUUAACGGCAGACGAUAUAAUCGGUAUGGAGGAGAGGCCUAAUCUUUCAGAGGAAUUAAGGAGAUACACUUUCCAGGCCUUAGCGUUCGUCAUGCUGGAUCAUACUUACGCAUUGCCUGGGCAGAAACAGCCUGCUCCUGUGACGCCGCCCACGUCGGUAGCCACUGGGCCGCCGGCUAUAAUGUCGCCGACGCAAAUAACCUCACCGAUGAGUCCAGUCAAAAGAACGUCUCCAGUAAUAACGUCUACAGCGAGCUACGAGCUGCCUAUGACCGUCCCGACCAGCGUGGCCGGGACUCCCGUGCCGGUCACGUCUCUACAGAUGGGAGCUCUCACUUACAAGCCACAGCCGCCGCCGAUUCCAGAUGAUGACGCAGCUUCAGUGAUAUCUUCGCUGGACGGCGACAGGAGACAAGCUGCUAGAGGCGGCAGUGACACCGAGACUGCGCCCGAAGGGGAGGAAGAAGGGAAAACGCGAUGCAUUUGCGACUUUACUCAUGACGACGGUUAUAUGAUAUGCUGCGAUCGGUGCGGCGAGUGGCAACACGUAGACUGCAUGGGCAUCGACAGACUGAACAUACCAGACGCGUACAUGUGUGAACUGUGCCAACCGCGGUCCAUCGACCGACGUCACGCUCGUGCCAUUCAGUUACGAAAGAGAGAAGAGCUGAGUGCUUUAGGAGCAUCAGAUUCAGAUUCCUCUGAAAGUGGAAGAUUACCAGGACAAAGAAGGAAGCGGUUAUUGACUGUGACAACGUACACAGAUACUAGUGGUUCUUCAGUAACUACAUACAAUUCUGCCAUGCCCGUAUUGCCACCGGCGCCACAACCGUCACUGCCGCUACCCAAACGAGGUCCGAAGCGACCUAAGAAAGCGGAGGUUGUUCGAAAAGGUACUAAGAGAAAGCUUGCAGAGAAAAGGGUGAAACGAAAGAAGGAAAUGAUGAUGAACAGAAGCAAAUACAAUUCGAGUCUCACCAAUCAGUCGCAUUGGCAGGACUCUUAUGAACAGGCGAUGACGAACCACUACAGCCCAGAGCUGCGAGCCAAGAUAAUGAAGUACAGCAGCAAGCUGGGCAACACGCCCAACAUGGCGUCCGCCAUCACCGCGCAUUUAUGUACCACGGUGCCGCACGCCGGGGGCAAGAUACUUAUUGCGACGAAAGAUUUAAAAGAAAACACUCCUGUCAUUGAACUGAGAGGGAAAUAUAUGCUUUCAAACCAGCACCGGCCACAAUUACAGAAUUCAGCGCGAGCGGGGAGCCAGAAGCCCGGUCCGUUUGUGUUCUUUUAUCGACUACCAAAAGAUAAUACACAGAUUUGUAUCGACACAAGGACAUAUGGUAAUGAGGCGAGGUUUGUACGAAGGUCAUGCAAACCUAACGCAGAGCUUCAACACUGUAUAGUCAAAGGCGCUUUACACGUUUAUUUCGUAACUAUCGGUGUAAUACAAUCGAAUACUGAGAUCACAGUUGGACAUGAUAGCAAUGGCGCUAAGCAGCCAUGUGCUUGCGGGAAUCCUAAACAUUGCAAGGUGAAUGGUCUUACGUCACUUAUAACAAGAAAGAGCGUAGAUUACCCUCCGCGAGAGAAGAGAAGUAGGAAUCGUUGCUCGAGUUCAUCGUCGCCGGCGUCUCCACCGCCUGCGCCUGUCACGCCUAUAAAAGAGCAACCCAUACCAGUACCUGUAAUAAAAUCAGAAAAGAAAUCUCCCAUCAAACAUGAGAUUACACCCAUGUCUCCCGUAAAGAGUGCCGUCGUGGCGCUCACCUUCGAGGAGCCAAUGAAAGCUAUAAUAACCGAAAUCAAGUCAGAAAUAAAUUUGAUAGCGAAAGAGGAGAUGAAACCGGAAAUAGAUGAGCCAGAUUUUGUGAAGGCUGAGCCAGUCCCACCGCCACCGCCGCCGGCGCUGCCCGCGCCCCCUGUCGAAGAAAAGAUUGAGCCGAAAGUGGAACCUGUCAAAAUUGAGCCUGUUGAAACUCCGGAAGAAAUACCUCCUCCAGAAGAAAAAGUUAAAAACGAGGAGAAAGAUGUUAAAGUUGAGGAGCCGGUCUUCUCUGAUGAUGAAAAACAUGAGAAAGUUGAGCCGAUCGAGGAGAAGAAGCCGAAAGAAAAAGUAGAAGAGCCGAAAGUGGAGGAUGAGAGGCCGGCGACGAGAGAGUACGUCGCCAAGUCGGCCUGCCACGACCGCUCCGCGCGGACCAGCCGACAGGCGAUAGUCAACCAGGACUCCUUGGAUGACAAAACUGACGAUUCCCAAGAUAAACUUCCAACUAAUACAAAGGAGAAGAAGAAAAUGACACGAGAGGAGCGCAAAAUGGAAGCGAUUAUGAAGGCGUUCGAGCGAAUGGAGAAGGCUGAACAGCGGAAACAAGAGGUUAAGGAAAGGCAAAAGCGGAGAGAAUCGGACCCUCACCCACACGCAGCAGACAAAGAUGAUGAUGACGAUCACUGCACGUCGAAAAAGAGGAAAAAACGCAAGGGCCGCGCGCGCACGACGUCUCAAUCCAACCGGCGGCGGCUGAACUCUGCCGACAGCGACAUGGUGACGUCAGGAGACGAGGCCCCGCCCCCGCGCACCCCUGCCAGGCGAAACAGCUCGCUGCAACCCCCGCCUGAGGAGGACCACCGACCCGAUAACAGGGUCUCUGAGGACCUCGGCCUCAGCUCUGCGUGUUUACUAGUCGAAGCGGCUGUCGGCUCUGUCGAGUCUGCGUUCAAACUGCCCAAAACGAAAAAGACGAUCGCUACGGAAUGGAUAGGCCGGUCCCCAGAGCGCACGCCAUCGCCUUACAGAUCACCAUACAGACCGUCUCUUGUAUCUGCUCCAUCGUUGGAGAGCCUUGUAAGAGUAGCUUCGACGAUGAUCGGCGACCUCAGCGGGCACGACAUGGAAGACGACAUGACCCAGGCCUCGCCGCCUAGGACGCCCGGCCGCGACCGGAGUAGACCGCCGAAAAAGGCAAAAAGGAUCACCAGAAACACGCCCCCUGCAGAGGUCGCUGAAGUAGUCACCCCAGUUAUACCACAACACAGCGCCAAGAAACGGUGGCUCAGGCAAGCUAUCAGCGAGGAAAGCGACUCUCCCACUGCUGACGCGUUUGUUUCAGAAUCUCCGCCCAACGAAAUGGUAACGCCUUUGAAGAAGAGGAGAUUAGCACGGGAAUCUUUAUCCUGUGAACAGAAUACUAUUGUGCCUUGUAAUGACGAUACUUCGCCCGUUUUAACGUCUGAAGAUUCUCCGGUCAAAGACGACGGGCUAACGGGCAACCGGCAAUACAAAGUGAGGAAUAUCAUGGACAGUAUUUACGGCAGAGACCGGACGCGGUCCGACAGCGGGCAGGGCUCCGACGACCAGUGUAACAUCGACCACGACGUCCUCAACGUCAACAUCAAAGGUCCUCACGACAGCGAGCACAUUAGAAGGAUAAUAGGAGUGCCCACGCCCGAAGAUGAGAUGCCGCCAGAACUGCCCAAACCGGAGGAUUUUAAAACCAACAACAACAAUCUCGAGGACGAGACGGGCUACAACAAAGUGGUCCCGAUGGAGAUAGACAACACGACGAUACCGCAGCCCAAGAUCGAGUCCAACGAGAAUAGCAACAGCGAAAUGAAAGGCAUCGAGAGCCCGAACGAGAAGCUGAACAGCUGCCAGUCCGCCGACACAAGCGGGAACUCGUCGCCGCAACGCGACGAGAUGGACGACAUACAGAAGAAAAUACACUCGUUUCACACGGAAAACAUACUAAUACUCAAGAGCAGAAAUAAGAAGCCUCCAAAAGAAAAGCGGAAGAAAGUGAACUUGAAUUUCGAUCUCAAUAUGGUGGAUGACCAAAUCAGUAUUCAGUUGCGGACGGACGACACGAACAGUGGGUGUUCGGAGGUGAACGGGGAGGGGGGCGAGGACGGGGUGGAAGAUAGCAAGUUGCUGGUGGCGCCGGAGAAUAUUCCGCUGCCACCUGUGGAGUCGAUCCCGCUGCCGGCGCCCGAGAAUAUCCCGCUGCCGGAGGAGCCGAGCCCCAUGCCGCUGCUGCCGCCGCCCGAGGCCAUCCCGCUGCCGCAGGAGCCCCCGGCGCCGCCCGAGCGCGCCGACGACAAGCCCUUCACGCUGGAGCGGCCCUCCGUGCUGGACACCUCCACCGUGCCCUUCUCGUCGCGCUUCAGCUCCACCGGCCUCUUCUCCGGCAUAUUCAGCAACAUGUCGCAAUCCUUCACCAUCGACACCUCCAUCAACGAGAACGUGCCCAACAUGUCGAUAAUAAAGAGUGCGAUAGACAGGACUACAAGUUUAGAGAAUAGUUUGUUCGAUAAGGACAGUAUUACGCCAGCGGACGAACUGAAAAGUGUUCAAGAGAUUUUGACUAGGGUGAACAAUAUGGACUCUAAUAACAGUGUGUUGCUGUCGGGGGUGUUGAAGAGUUCUAACAAGAGCUUGCUGCCGACGGCGCCUGCAGUCGCGGCGGCGGGCAGCAAGCCCUACGGCGCGCGGACCAACGACCCGCGGCUGCACCCGCCGCCCGCAGAGAAGCCCAAACCCGUCAGAAGGAAGCUCUCUAUAACGGAGUACCGGAAGCGCCACAAGGGGCCAGCGCAAGCGGACGAGGCGUCGCAACCACCGCACGAGGCCUCGGAGGUGGGCCCCGAGUGGUCCUCGGAGUCGUCGGGCGCCGGCUCCCUGUCCCCGCAGCGCCUCGACGCCGCCGCCGCCGCCGCCGUCGACGACCUCGAACAACGCCUACACAGGGAACUAUCCGCCUCGCACACGCCCAAAGGUGAGCCAGGCGUGUUCGACGCGCAGCCGACGGCGUCUGAGCGGCAGCGCGAGAAGCUAAGCUCGCGCCUGCGCAGAGAAUUCGGGCUCGCGCUCCCUGACGACGAGGAAGCGCGCCCGCCCGCUGACGCCGCCGAGGGCGGGGGUGCGGCGAAGCGUUGCGACAGGUAGAGGCGGGCCUCCGUCUAAAUAAAGACGUAUUUUUGUAAAUCUCACGGCGCCGCGCCGGCGUCGCCUGUAAUAUAAUAAUUAAUAUAACUUUUAUAUCAACUCGCGUAGGAGCGCGCUCGCGCAAAAUUGUAUAUUUCCGUUUCACUUCUACGUUUAAUUUUUCACGGUUUUCUGCAAGUACAAAUUGUUUUUAUUUCCCUCUGUACAUAAUGUAUAUAGGAGAGUUUUAAGAUAAGGUAGGGAACCUACUCGGUACGUAUGUAUGUAUAAUGGUAUAAAAGAUUUUUUAUAUAUGUACAAUGUUUAUGUAUCUUAUUGAUAUGUUUUAUUUAUUAUCGAUGUAUUGAUAGUGGCGUCUAGGAACGAUGGCUAGGGUUUUGUACGCAUAAUGUUUAAGUAAAUUAUAGUUGUUUUUAUUAUUUGUUUUACAUUUUGUAGCGUAUAUAGGGGGUCUGCUGACUCGUCCUAGGUAUCUAGGUCUCUUGUUAGUGUUAGACGUUUGAACUAUAAGAAUUUAGAGAUGUGUCGAUACAGAUUCGCAUUAGCCAUUUUAGAGGUUAAAUCUGUGUUAUGAUUUAAGUGAGCGCAUGUUGUUUAUGCAGUGUUGUCUUUGGUCCACAUGACGAGCCGGUUGGCAGCUGGGUUGAGUACGGGCGGCUCGCGGCUCGGUACACACACGCACACACACAUACACACACACACACACACACACACACGAGAGUACAUACAUAAACACACUAUUUAUAUUCGCUGCAUAACUGCAACAAUAGCAGCGGGCGCUGCGUUGGCAUCGAUCCAAAUAUCACCAUAUUAUUUGGAUCCGCCGCGCAGUGCCGAGCCGCGAGCCGACACCGACAUAUACUUACAAACACCGAAUUAGUGUUAAUAUUAAUUUCCUUAAAGUUACUCUGUCUGGGAUGUUCGUCUGUAUAUCGAUUUCGUCCAUAACAACAGAGUUGAUCUCAACGACCGAUGUUUCUAAAUUUUGGUCUAAUCUGUAACGCAGUGGCGCACCCGCGUUGUAUAUUGUCAUCGAGCGAAUAUAAUUAUUAUUUGAAUUUUUCUCUCUCUAUUUAAGAGCUGCGCUCUUGUCGGUGGAGUAAUCGCCUCUAUUUGAAUUGUUAUUCUACUUAAAUAAAUUACUAGUGUUGCUCGCAAACGAUAUUUGAUUGAUAGUCUAUCAAGUAUAAUGAUGGGACAAAAUCUCCUUUACUGUUGAAUUAUUAAAAAAAUGUAACAUUGAAAAAAACAUUAUUAGUAAUAUACUACACUAAUAAAAUAGCCAAUAAUAUCAAUAGUGUUACUAAAAACCUUGUGAUUGUUUGCAAACAUACAAUAAUCAAUAGUACGGAUGUUUUUGGUUGCAAGUCUUCGAUCAUAUACCUGUGUGAUCAUUUAAUGAUCGAAGUUGCUAGAAGUAUCGGAUUUUGAGCAACACCAAAAACUAAUUUCUGCGUAUCUUGUGGAGGUCGCAGUGAUUUUUUUUAAAACCUUUUCAGUAUUUUAAGUCGGUCGUUUGAAGCGCUCAACAGCAUUCUGAUGCAUCGAAUCAGUGUCUUCUCUAAUCGUGUACAUAGUCGCCCAAAACCCAGUGAUUGACUAGUAAAGUAACGUACUUGCAAAAUAUUCUGUUCGUUAUAGUCUAUAUGAUAUAGUUUAUAAUCACCAAGUAAGCGGAGCUCUAAUCCUUGGUGAUAGAGUAGAAUCAGGAACUGGGGGGUUAAAAUGGCCACAUGGAAGCAAUUCAUCUAAGAAAGCAAUAUUUCAAUUUGACAUUUGCAAACAACUGUCAAAUAGCAAUAUUAAGCAAUAUUCUUAGAUGAAUUGCUUCGAUGUGGCCAUUUUAACCCCCCAGUUAUGUUGUGGUAGAGACCCAUAGUGUAGUGAUCUUCUUUGUGUUCAAUUGUUGCAAUAUCAAUGUCCUUUGUUAAAGAUUGUUUUUCACAAAAGCCUUAAUCGAUAAAAUAGACAAACCCAGUGUCAACUCCAUCCCAAAUGUUGCUCAAAGUUGAUGUAUUUGAUGUCUGCAGAGUAAAUUUGUAGAUGGAUUGUAGCGAAAUUUUCAGUGAGGAUGUAUGUCCUUAGUCUUAUGUACAGGCUUUUAUGUAUAGCUAAAUAUUGUGCCGCCUGUGUAACUUACAUCGAGAGGUGUCCGGCUGAGCCGCGAAGUCUCAUUUAUUAUUACGUAUUUUGUAAGGAAUCAUUAAAAUGAUGAUAUCGGACUAGGGAGCGCCCGCAGUCUCGCAGAGCCAUACGCACCGUACUUGCUGGUGAUUAACCACUGAAACUGAUUGCUAGUUCUGUAACUAUAGUAGUUAAUGCAUUGCUAGAAUGUACCAAGAUGUAGUAGACAUAGAUCAUUCACAGUUUGAAACACAGUAGUGCUAUUUUUAAGUAACAUGUACACAACUUGGAGUGUUGAUUUCUUAAAGAUUUUUUUAUAUUUAUUAUUUGCUCACAACAUGUAGACGGCCUGUGUAUGUGCAGUUCCCCUGGUUAGUCGCCACGGAUGUUUUAUCCAUAAAAUCAAUACCUAGCUACUUAUUGAAUUGCAAUUUAAUGUUUUAUGCAUAAUCAUAGUAAAAACUUAGAUGUUAGUCAACGUGUUGCAAUAAUUUUUGCCUAAAGGCAGUGAAUAGGAAAUAGAUAAUUACACACAGAAUGGUUUUAACUGCUUCUAUUUUAUUCAUAAUUUUUUAUUAUAUUUUUGUAUUGUAAAAAGAGUUUUUUAUAAUAAAUCAAUUAGAUUAAUGAUGAAGUCGAAGAACGCCAGUCUCGAGUGAUAACGUCAUUUGUCUAAGAUGAAAUUGACAUGUAAAUAUUUUGAUCUGGUUGUUUCAUAGAAUACUUGCUUGUCGUCUGGGUGUUAAAGUGUGUUUUGCUGUGACCGUAAGCAGUUCGUACACUCGGCCACCGCUUUUCAAAUUAGAAUUCUUAUUCAGUCGAUGUAUUGUAUUGGAUAUAUCGUAACGAUUAUGGUUUAUUGUCACGUGUCUAUCGUCGGGGUCACUGCCGCCGGGUGUAAUUCAGACUUAACUGCAACCGGCUGUAGUACAGAGUUUUUUUGGCAGCGGCGACGUGAGUAGAUACAAUGCGAGAAUCCAAUACUCAGCAGUAUAUUAUGCCUUGACGUUUCACUCGUACACCGCCUACAAUGUUGCGUUUCAAGUGUUACAGGGCGACCUCAGUAAAAUAGGUUAUAUAUUACAGAUAUAUAGAGCAAUUACAAUAGCGUAGCGCAGUUGGUCGCGGCAUAAUGCGUUUAACUUUACAUGUUUCUGUAGCAUAUUAGAGAAAUCUUUGUGAUAAAUCUUCUUAAUAAUAUCAUUCGGUAGAAAAGCGAUGUGUGUAUAUAUUAUAAUUAAUUAAUAAGUAAAGGCUAUAUUUUGUUAUGGUGAACUUAAGCGGCCACCUGUUUGCCAUAUGAUCCUAGUUUGGUAACUUCCUCUUGUGAUUGCACCCACCUUCGUCUGUCCCCUCCCAAUUUGGUUUGUAAGGUAUUUCGAUGUAACAAUGGAAUAUUUUGCAAUAUUAUAUAAUUUUUUAUCGCUAAGUGGAUCAUAAAAUAGAGCUGUAUAUUAUCCAGAUGUUAAAUAUUAUUAUUUCUUUCUUAAUGUUUGAACUAAGCAUGUAAAAUUUAAAAUAAUAAUAUAGAAUAAAAGAUGUUAUGAUAAUUAAUUACAUAAAA